UAGUGAUAUAUUUCUUAUUCAGUAUUCAUAAUACUCAUUCAACACCAUGUAAAUUGAUGGUUUUCUUGAAUAUAAAAACUUAAAAUAAUUCGAUAAUAAAUAUUUUCAUUUACAUUGCAUUUAUAGCCAAUGAUAAAGAAUUUCUAUGCAAUUUCAUAGAAAUAAUGUUAUUUGAAAAGGAAUGAAGCGGCAUUUAUUGUUAAACGUAUAUUUGAUCUAAUCAACAUCGAACUAGUUUUCAUGCAUGUUAUCUUUAUUUCACUUAAAUAAUUUCAUAAAAUAUUCUUUUUAUUUAAAAUUUAAAAGAUUCUAUGAAAACAUCUUUUUCAAAUUCAAUACGUUUUCCUCUAGUCUUGCUAAAUGUUAAUGUAUUCACAUUUGGAAAAUCAUCUCUUUUUGGUUAUGAUUCAUUAAAUAAUUAUCUUAUCGUUCAUUCAUUAAUUGAAUUGAACAAUGCUAAUGAUUUAUUAGUUGAUUGUUUACAUUUAUCUUCAUGUCUAACAUCUUCUAUUUGA
Molecule: messenger RNA, 515 nt
Organism: Rotaria sp. Silwood2
Lineage: Eukaryota; Metazoa; Rotifera; Eurotatoria; Philodinida; Philodinidae
Source: the annotation of a GenBank genome assembly